UUUGUGCUUAAAAUAGAAGAUGAGAGACUCUCCAAUCGGCUUGGUGUUAUCGCAUUCUUCAAUCCCAGUCAACAUUUCUCCAAUAUAUAAAGAGCCAGAAAGAUCCACACGCACUAUCACAACGUCGGAAACGCGCAGAUGGGAGUUGCAGAGAGAGACAUCGAUGAUCUCCCCAAGAACCCUGCUAACUACGCCCCGCUCACGCCGCUCACCUUUCUGGAGCGGGCCGCCCUCGUCCACCCGACCCGGAACUCCAUCGUCCAUGGCUCCAUCACCUACACGUGGCAGCAGACUUACCGUCGAUGCCGCCAGCUCGCCUCCGCCCUCGCAUCCCGCGGCGUCACCUUUGGCAGCACUGUUGCAGUCAUUGCGCCAAACAUUCCAGCCAUGUACGAAGCCCAUUUCGGGGUUCCAAUGUCCGGUGCUGUACUAAAUGCCGUUAAUGUUCGUCUAAACGCACAGACCAUAGCUUUUCUUCUCGGACAUUCACAAUCUGCAGUCAUUAUGGUUGAUCAAGAGUUCUUUACUUUAGCAGAGGAAUCUCUGAAAAUUAUGGCAGACACGCAGAAAGAAAAGUUCAAGGCUCCGAUUCUGAUCGUGAUCGCGGAUGAGAACUGCGACCCUAAGUCACUGCAUUACGCGCUAGGAAGAGGAGCCAUCGAGUACGAGAAGUUUAUGGCAACUGGCGACGCAAACUUUGAGUGGAGGCCACCACAAGACGAGUGGCAAAGCAUCACCUUGGGUUAUACCUCAGGCACGACGGCUAGUCCUAAGGGAGUCGUGCUGCACCACCGUGGGGCAUAUCUCAUGGCUCUAAGCAACCCCGUUGUAUGGGGAAUGCAAGAAGGCGCUGUUUAUCUUUGGACUCUACCGAUGUUCCAUUGCAACGGUUGGUGCUUCACUUGGAGUCUCGCAGCACUUUGUGGGACGAGCAUAUGCCUUAGACAGGUCACAGCAAAAGGUGUCUACUCGGCUAUAGCAAAUCUGGGUGUGACUCAUUUUUGUGCUGCACCUGUGGUUCUCAACACCAUCGUGAAUGCCCCAAAAAGCGAGACGAUCCUCCCCCUCCCUCGUACGGUCCAUGUGAUGACAGCCGGUGCUGCUCCCCCCCCUUCGGUUCUCUUUGCAAUGUCGCAACAGGGCUUCCGUGUCACCCACACUUACGGACUCUCUGAAACUUAUGGUCCCUCGACUAUAUGUGCGUGGAAGCCCGAGUGGGACUCGCUACCACCUGAAGAUCAAGCCCGUCUAAACGCGAGGCAAGGGGUCCGAUACGUUGCCCUAGAGGGUUUGGACGUCGUCCACACCGAAAACAUGACACCCCCGCUGGUCCUAUCAGUGCCCGCCGAUGGCAAGACGAUCGGAGAGAUUGUCUUCAGGGGCAAUGUUGUGAUGAAGGGAUAUCUAAAGAACCCGAAAGCGAACGCGGAGGCUUUCGCCAAUGGAUGGUUUCACUCCGGCGACCUAGCCGUGAAGCACCCUGACGGGUACAUCGAGAUCAGGGACCGAUCGAAGGAUAUCAUCAUAUCCGGAGGCGAAAACAUCAGCAGCGUCGAGGUUGAGAACAUUCUCUACCAGCACCCCGCGAUAUUCGAGGUCUCGGUCGUGGCCCGGCCGGACGAGCGGUGGGGCGAGUCGCCCUGCGCAUUCGUGACACCCAAGCCGGACGCCGACGUGGCCAACCUGGCGGAAGAUAUAAUGAAGUUCAGCCGCGCGAAGAUGCCGGCGUACUGGGUCCCCAAGUCCGUCGUGUUCGGGCCGUUGCCGAAGACGGCCACCGGGAAGAUACAGAAGCAUCUGUUGAGGAGCAAGGCGAAGGAGAUGGGGCUAGUGAGGAAGAGCCGGAUGUAACCGCUCGGUGCGGGCCCAAGUCGGCCCCCACCGCGGGAAAAUUACCGGUUUAAAAACUCCUGAUUAAUGCUGUCAAAUCUGUGUAACAUAUUUUGUGUCUAUCUUCGAGAUCAUUUUGGACAACGUAACAUUAUGUGAUUUGGGUAAUGGAUAAUGUUGAUCGUCGUUGGAAUAACUGCUUCAUCGCAGAAGUUCACGCAUCUAAUGAUGGUGAUGUGUGUUGGUGCAACAACUUUGUGUCUCCCCUACAACCAAAUUAAUGGGGAUGACAAGUUGCAAAUUCUUUAAGAGAGAGAACAAGUUGCAAAGAAGCAUGGGUUGGCAAUAUAUUGAUAUAUCAUCAGUGCACGUUUUCAUCUCUAUCACUUGGAAAAACACUUGAUGCAUACUAUUGGACUGAAUUACCAAACUAAAGUAUGAGAUAAAAUAUAUUAUAGGAAGUUAUGGAAACAUGAUGUCAAUACGAGAUAUUUGAAGCUAAGAUUAGAUAUAUAAUUAAAGAGUUUAUGAUCAAUGUCGAAGCAAUUUUAAAGACCGAACUAGAGACCAAAUUAUGACCAUUAGAUCUAGUUUUUUUGAUUAAAUUCGCUGUUGUGGAAAUUAUUUUGGUCUUCAUUACAAAGCCAAUUUACUUUAUUCUAGCAGGUUUAUUACUUCAUUCCGGUAUGUACUACCUUGAAACUACAAUAUGUUUUACUUACUUCCAGUAGGUUUUGAAAUGAUUCAACACAUGCUUCAUUCGAAUUCAUUGAACUGGGUUUUUUCUUUAUUCACUUUAAAAAAUACAAUUCAUUAAAAAACGUUAUUACUUCAUUGGACAAGGUAUUUACUUCAUUAUAGUGGGACUUCAAAUGUUUCUACAUAUACUCCAUUCAAAUAGUUUAUUACAUCAUUCAAUGUGCUUGUUACACCAUUCAAUUAGGCUAUCACUUCAUUUUGUUGUCAUAGCUGGAAUUUUGGGACUAUCACAGCAUUGACGGGGAUGGUCUUGACUCCUCCAUCCGUGAAAAUGUACUCGAAUGAAGUAAUAAUCCUAUUUGGAUGAAGUAAAAACCUACUGGAAUGAAGUUAAAUCCUCUUAAUAUUUUA
Molecule: messenger RNA, 2940 nt
Organism: Salvia splendens (bonfire salvia)
Lineage: Eukaryota; Viridiplantae; Streptophyta; Magnoliopsida; Lamiales; Lamiaceae
Product: acetate--CoA ligase CCL3
Exons: 4
Coding region: 139-1851 (570 amino acids)
Source: RefSeq, a predicted model, not a curated record